Lucilia cuprina (Australian sheep blowfly) is the source of this 705-nucleotide messenger RNA. RefSeq names its product translation initiation factor IF-2-like. Bases 1 to 705 code for a protein of 234 amino acids. The transcript is spliced from 3 exons. The record is from RefSeq and is a predicted model, not a curated record. Lineage: Eukaryota; Metazoa; Arthropoda; Insecta; Diptera; Calliphoridae.
AUGAAAAAGAGGAAAAUUAACUCCAUUCUGAGGACAACACCGGAAGGAAAAUAUGAAAAAGCCCCAGGACCUAGUUAUGGUGUAACACGGGAUUAUAGCAAUUAUCCCAAAGCAGAUUAUACCACUGAAACAAAUGAAAGCCCAAUUGCCGAUUGCCCUCCUAGUGACGCAAAUGGUGAUAACGCUGUAGAUUUCUUAAAAAAGGUCGGUGCCGGCCUCCUAUUGGUCAUAGUUUCGGCUGAUGAUUCCACAACAGCAGAUCCUACUGAUGAAAGUUCUAACACGGAAGCUCCUCCACAAGAUCCCCCAAAGAAAGGACCACCCUCUAAGCCUAUAAAUAAACCAGCCAAGAAGCCUGCAAGCCCUCCUAAAAAACCUGCAAAUUCCAAUAAUAAGCCCUCUAAUGGUAACAACAGCAUCAAGAAUAUUCAAAAAGAAAAUCAGAAUAGACAAAAGCAAAUUAAGAAAGCGCAAUUGGAAAUCAAAAAGAUCAAGCAACAGAUUAAAAAAGCCGAACAAGCUAAUAAAAAGAGACAAAAAGAAAUCAAUAAGAGGAAACAAGACGAUAAAAAGAAGUCAAAACAAAUCAAGAAGAGAAAAAAUAUCAUGAAGAAAAGAAGACAAACUAUAUUGAAAGAGAAAAAGGAACUUAAAAGGUUACAGUUUCAAAAUAAGAAGAAACGUCGUGCCAAUAGACGCGGAUAA